CCGCCUGCUCGAUGCUGCACCUCCCGGAGCUGCAUGAGAGGCCGGUAGAAGCCUGCGGAGAAGGAAACUUUCUCGGCGGCAGCGCCAGGAUGGACUUCCCGUCCGCCCCAGCCAAGCCUCCCCCGGACGGCAAGAUCAUCUUCUACCCGCCUGGAGUGAAGGAGAUCACGGAUAAGAUCACCAACGACGAAGUGGUCAAACGCUUGAAGAUGGUAGUGAAAACAUUUAUGGACAUGGACCAGGAUUCAGACGAUGAGAAACAACAGUAUCUCCCUUUAGCCUUGCACCUUGCGUCCGAAUUCUUCCUCAGGAACCCCAAUAAAGAUGUCCGUCUCCUUGUAGCUUGUUGUUUGGCUGAUAUAUUUCGAAUUUAUGCCCCUGAAGCACCGUAUACUUCACACGACAAACUCAAGGAUAUAUUUUUGUUUAUUACAAGACAGUUAAAAGGAUUAGAGGACACUAAAAGCCCUCAGUUUAAUAGAUACUUUUACUUAUUAGAGAACUUAGCGUGGGUUAAAUCUUACAACAUCUGCUUUGAGUUGGAAGAUUGCAAUGAAAUUUUUAUUCAGCUUUUUAGGACCCUCUUUUCAGUGAUCAACAAUAGCCACAAUCAGAAGGUCCAAAUGCAUAUGCUAGAUUUGAUGAGUUCUAUCAUCAUGGAAGGCGACGGGGUGACUCAAGAACUGUUGGACUCCAUUCUUAUCAACCUCAUUCCUGCACACAAGAACCUUAAUAAACAAGCCUUUGACCUUGCAAAAAUCCUGUUGAAAAGAACAGUUCAAACCAUUGAGCCAUGCAUUGCCAACUUUUUUAAUCAGGUUUUGGUACUAGGAAAGUCUUCUGUGAGUGACUUGUCUGAGCAUAUAUUUGAUCUAAUACAAGAACUUUUCGCUGUCGAUCCUAACCUGCUGUUGUCUGUCAUGCCACAGCUGGAGUUCAAGCUGAAGAGCAAUGAUGGAGAAGAACGCUUAGCUGUUGUAAGGCUUUUAGCAAAGUUAUUUGGUUCCAAAGAUUCGGACCUUGCAACGCAAAAUCGUCCACUUUGGCAGUGUUUUCUUGGACGAUUCAAUGACAUUCACGUUCCUGUGAGAUUGGAAAGUGUAAAAUUUGCAAGUCAUUGUUUAAUGAACCACCCAGAUUUAGCGAAGGAUCUGACUGAGUACUUAAAAGUGAGAUCCCACGAUCCGGAAGAAGCCAUCCGCCAUGAUGUCAUUGUCACAAUCAUCACUGCGGGCAAACGAGAUCUUUCUUUAGUCAACGACCAGCUCCUGGGUUUUGUCAGAGAAAGGACACUGGAUAAGCGGUGGCGGGUAAGGAAAGAAGCAAUGAUGGGACUUGCGCAGCUAUACAAGAAAUACUGCCUUCAUGCUGAAGCUGGAAAAGACGCAGCGGAGAAAGUCAGCUGGAUAAAGGACAAACUUUUGCACAUCUAUUAUCAGAACAGCAUCGAUGAUAAAUUGCUGGUGGAGAAAAUCUUCGCUCAGUAUCUCGUUCCUCACAAUUUGGAAACCGAAGAGAGGAUGAAAUGCUUAUAUUAUUUAUACGCUAGCUUAGACCCAAAUGCUGUUAAGGCACUGAAUGAAAUGUGGAAGUGCCAGAACAUGCUCAGGAGCCAUGUGCGGGAAUUGCUAGAUUUGCAUAAAACGCCCACCUCAGAGGCAAACAGCGCUGCGAUGUUUGGAAAGCUGAUGACUAUAGCAAAAAAUCUUCCGGAUCCUGGGAAAGCCCAGGAUUUUGUGAAAAAGUUCAAUCAAGUCCUAGGCGAUGAUGAGAAACUUCGUUGUCAACUUGAGAUGCUGAUCAGCCCUACUUGUUCCUGUAAACAGGCAGAUAUCUGCGUGAGGGAAAUAGCUCGGAAGCUUGCCAAUCCUAAACAACCGACCAACCCUUUCUUAGAGAUGGUGAAAUUUCUUUUAGAAAGAAUUGCUCCAGUGCACAUUGACUCAGAAGCUAUCAGUGCAUUAGUAAAGCUGAUGAAUAAAUCGAUAGAAGGGACGGCCGAUGACGAAGAGGAGGGUGUAACUCCUGACACAGCAAUUCGUUCGGGGCUUGAACUUCUCAAGGUUUUGUCUUUCACACAUCCUACCUCGUUCCACUCCGCAGAGACAUACGAAUCUCUCCUACAGUGCCUCAGAAUGGAAGACGACAAGGUGGCGGAGGCAGCCAUUCAAAUAUUCAGGAACACCGGCCACAGAAUGAAUGAAACUUUUAUGUGUCUUUACAGGACCCUCAUUCCGAUUUUGCACCAGAAAGCAAAGAGAGGGACCCCUCACCAAGCCAAGCAAGCUGUCCAUUGCAUACACGCCAUAUUUUCAAAUAAAGAAGUCCAGCUUGCGCAAAUCUUCGAGCCUCUGAGUCGGAGUUUGAAUGCCGAUGUUCCGGAACAGCUCAUAACGCCUCUAGUUUCCUUGGGUCACAUUUCCAUGCUGGCCCCCGACCAGUUUGCAUCCCCCAUGAAAUCCGUCGUUGCAAACUUUAUUGUGAAAGAUCUCCUUAUGAACGACAGGUCCACAGGUGAAAAAAAUGGGAAAUUGUGGUCUCCGGAUGAAGAGGUGUCCCCAGAAGUGCUAGCAAAGGUUCAAGCCAUUAAACUCCUGGUGCGUUGGCUCUUGGGCAUGAAAAACAACCAGUCCAAAUCUGCAAAUUCAACCCUUCGGUUACUAUCCGCCAUGUUGGUCAGCGAAGGAGACCUGACAGAACAGAGGAGAAUUAGCAAAUCAGACAUGUCGCGGCUACGGUUGGCUGCUGGCAGUGCCAUAAUGAAGCUAGCACAGGAGCCCUGUUACCAUGAAAUUAUAACACCGGAACAAUUCCAGCUCUGUGCGCUGGUCAUCAAUGAUGAAUGUUACCAGGUGAGGCAGAUAUUUGCCCAGAAGCUGCAUAAGGCACUAGUAAAAUUAUUGCUCCCAUUGGAGUACAUGGCAAUAUUUGCACUGUGUGCCAAAGAUCCUGUGAAAGAAAGGAGAGCGCAUGCUCGGCAGUGCUUGCUUAAAAAUAUAAGCAUACGGCGAGAGUACAUCAAGCAGAAUCCUAUGGCAAAUGAAAAACUCGUAUCUCUACUGCCCGAGUAUGUGGUGCCAUAUAUGAUUCAUCUGCUGGCUCACGAUCCAGAUUUUACAAAACAGCAAGAUAUUGAUCAGCUUCGUGAUGUCAAAGAGUGCCUAUGGUUCAUGCUGGAGGUUUUGAUGACCAAAAAUGAAAACAACAGCCACGCCUUCAUGAAAAAGAUGACCGAAAGCAUCAAACUCACCCAAGAUGCCCAAUCUCCAGACGAGCCGAAGGCCAACGAAAAACUCUACACUGUAUGUGAUGUGGCCCUCUGUGUAAUCAACAGCAAAAGUGCUUUAUGUAAUGCAGAAUGUCCAAAGGAUCCGGUAUUGCCAACUAAAUUUUUUACGCAACCUGAAAAGGAUUUUUGUAACGAUAGGAAUUAUAUCUCCGAAGAGUUGAGAGUUCUUCUUUUAACAGGAAAGCCGAAACCAACCGGCGUAUUAGGGGCAGUAAAUAAACCUCUGUCUGCAACUGGAAGAAGACCGUAUAUUCGAAACACAGGAUCAGAAACUGGAAACAACAACAGUGUAAAUUCAGAGUUGAAUUCCCCAACAGAAAACAGAACGAGAGAGCCGAGCUCGGAUCUAUCAGAGACGGGUGUCAGCGAAAAUGAUGAAAAUCCAGUGAGAAUUAUUUCAGUCACCCCAACAAAAAUGGAACCUGUGAAAAACAAGGAGAUUAAUUCUGACCAGGCACCCCAAGAAAACGUCAGUGCCGAGCGGGGCAAAAAAAGAAUCACCGCAGCAGCCGGGACGGAGAAUUUCCAUCAGAAAGCGGAAGAGAAGAAAACGGAUGAAACGGGUCAAGCCGCUCCUCCCAAACCCCGGCGAGGACGUCCCCCCAAGUCUGAAUCUCAGGGCGCCACCACGAGAAGUGCCGAAGGGAGUAAAUCCUCCGGACGAGGACGGAAAAGGGCGGCACCGGCCCAAGAGGGUCCGGGCGCCCUGGAGGCGAGCAACGCCAAGGCACCAAAGCAGGCAGAGGCCACCAAGAAAACAGCACCAGCACAGAGACAGAUUGACCUGCAAAGGUAAA
Protobothrops mucrosquamatus (brown spotted pit viper) is the source of this 4086-nucleotide messenger RNA. RefSeq names its product PDS5 cohesin associated factor A (gene PDS5A). The record is from RefSeq and is a predicted model, not a curated record. The coding region runs from base 12 to 4085 and encodes 1357 amino acids. The transcript has 32 exons. Gene Ontology annotation, cellular component: nucleus; chromatin. Gene Ontology annotation, biological process: DNA repair; mitotic sister chromatid cohesion. NCBI's taxonomy places the organism in Eukaryota, Metazoa, Chordata, Lepidosauria, Squamata, Viperidae.